Molecule: messenger RNA, 7038 nt
Organism: Ruditapes philippinarum (Manila clam)
Lineage: Eukaryota; Metazoa; Mollusca; Bivalvia; Venerida; Veneridae
Product: mucin-17-like
Exons: 41
Coding region: 411-6071 (1886 amino acids)
Biological process (GO): homophilic cell-cell adhesion
Cellular component (GO): membrane
Molecular function (GO): calcium ion binding
Source: RefSeq, a predicted model, not a curated record
GAUUUACGUCAUGUGAAUUAAAUAAAUGAUAGCACGUGAUGUAUUUUGAUUAGGAUUAUAUGUGUACAUGUGUAUGCAGAGAAAACACGGGAGGAUAAUUAAAUGAUAAUAAAAACGGUUGAAAUUCUGAAUCCUAAAGUGGUGAAGAAAUUCUGACCUUAUAGUUUUCUAUAUAUUAUACUUGUGAUGAUUAAAAACGAGUGGAAUUCUUAACACUUAAGUGGUGUUUAUUAAAAACGGGUGAAAUUCUGACCUCUAAAGUGGCGAUGUUACAAAACGGUUGAAAUUCUGACCUCUAAAACUUACAUUGUUUAAAAUAAGUUUUCGUCGAAGAUUUUUUAUGAUUAUAUUUCUAGUCACCAGAAAAUCAUAUAAACUAGGUAAUUGAGGACAAGAUCGUGUUGUCUGUUAUGUUUAUGGCGACACUCAACUCCAGGAAGGAACAAUGGUUUGGUACGAGCCGUUUAGCUAUUGUGUUACUGGGACUCGUGCUCAACACAGCAAACAGUUGUGAUAUUGGUACAUCAAAUCCUGGCUCGCACACGACCACUACCGGGGCAAGCACAGAUGGGCGCUCGUUUUUCAUUGACGGCUCGACAUCAACAUGCUGCGGAACAAUGGCAAAUUGGAAAAUGUACGCAAGUUCUGCCGGAACAGUGACGGCAAUGUUGUGGAGACCGACAACGGGAAGUAACUACAGACUUGAAUUCAUGGAAGAUUAUAACGUUAAUGUUGGUUUGAACACCCCUAUUCCUUCAACAACCCUAGCUGUCGAGGUGGGAGAUGUAGUCGGAUGGAGAACGACCGGUGCUGAGAUUAUUCCAUACAGCGCCACUGCAGGUUCGAGUACGCAAACACAGCUCCUUUCUCCGACAUUGAACGCCGAGACGCCAUGGGGCCAGACACCGGAUACGACAGUGACGUAUGCAUUCGGAGCUGUUGUGGUCCCAAAUGAUCCACCGACAAUUACGGGAGGUUCGGAGACCAUAUCCGAUACUGACACAUCCCAGACGGUUCACACUCUCGCGAUCGCCGACCCUGAUACCGCAGAUCUUCUCACGGACACUACUGUUGUUAUAUCAAACACCAGCCCCACCACAUCUGACUUCUCCAUUGCCGAUGAUGGUACAAACUUUGUAAUUCAAAGUGGAGCAAGCUUGACAGCCGGCACAUAUGACCUAGAAAUCACGGCAACAGAUAUAUGUGAAGACACUGCAACCACUACUGUUACAAUCACUGUACAAAAUCCGCCGCCUGUAUAUGAUCCGUCGACGCCUGACAACGCCUAUGCUGGGACAAUUAGUGACGUGACCACUACUGCUACGUCAAUUUACUCUUUCUUAGUGACGGAUACAGAACCAGUCACCUGUACAUCAGAUAACGCGCUGUUUGAAAUAAGAGAAAGCCCGCCAAACAAGGAACUUUGGCUGAAAAAUGUAGCGGCGGGAGAUCUGGAUUAUGAUAGCAGCACUACUCAAGUAAUAACAAUAAGUUGUACUGACGGAACUACUGCGGUCCUGAGAGAUCCGUAUACUGUUAAUAUAUCCGAUGAGCCGCUGACUCUGUCAAACCUUGGAGGAUCGACGACCGUAAGUGACAGUGCGGCUAUUGGCACGUCGAUUCACCAAUUCACCGCCACCGACCAAGAUGACGUUGUCACGUGCACCGUCGAUAACGGAGACUUUACGGUUACAGCAGUAGACGGAGCUGCAGGAACACAACGAUUUGAUAUCGAGACGGCGGCGGCCUUGACCUCAGGAACGUCAUAUACGCUAACGAUGACCUGCAAUGACGGUCAAAACACGCAAACGGGCACAUUUGACGUAACAGUUACAGAUGCCGUGCCGACGUUUGACCCUUCAACGCCCGACACAUCAUACAGUGGAACAAUAAGUGACGCCACUACUUUAGCAACAAGUAUAUACGCCUUCUCGGUGGUGGAUACAGGAUCAGUCACAUGUACUACAGAUAAUGCAAAAUUCGAAAUAAGAGAAGUGCCACCUAAUCACGAAAUUUGGUUAAAAAAUGUGUUAGCUACAGACUUGAAUUUUGAUGUUACGCCGACGGAAACCAUGACAAUUUCAUGUACCGACGGAACAACCACUAUAACAAGGUCGUAUUCUGUGCCAAUAUCUGAUGAACUACCAGUUCUUGCUAACCUAGGAGGAACGACUGGCCCCAUAGGUGACCUGACCGCCAUAGGAACUUCGGUCUUUCAGUUUACCGUUACUGAUCAAGAUGAUCCGAAUACUUGUACGGUAUCGAACGCCGAUUUUUCGAUCACAGAGCUUAAUCCUGCCACUGCUGGAACGCAAUUGUACGACAUCGUGACGGCGGCGACCCUCAACGAAGACACGACGCCAACAUAUACGUUAACGAUAUCAUGCGACGACGGCACAAAUACUGCGGUUACGAAUACAUUGACGGUGACGUUAUCCGAUGAGGCACCAACGCUGACAGGUUUGGACAUAACAACAACGGCGUCAGUUAGUGACGGUGUACAAGCGGCCGAGAUAACGCUUGCGUCAUUAACCGUGACCGACGCCAAUGACGUCACUGCAGUCCCGAUAGCGUGUACAAUUCAAGCGCCAAAUACUGCACUUUUCCAGUUAACAGGAGCACCACCAAAUAUGGAUGUGAAAACCGUAAUAGGACAGACUUUAGAAACAGCAUCAGCGCCGUAUGAAGUAGUGGUACAUUGUGACGAUGACGAGGCUGGGAAUACAGUCAGCGGUACAGUGACUGUACCUCUCGUAGAUACACCUCCUGUAUUCGUUGAUAUGCCUGCAACACUGGCGCCGGCGAUAUCCGAUGCCACUGACAUUGAUACUUUAUUACAUAGCUUCUCUGUGACAGACACUGCGUCUGCAACUAUAACAUGUUCUUACACCGCCACAGCUCCGUAUGAUGAUGAUUUUGAACUACGGGGAACAUCACCAGGCUUCGAGAUCUGGCUUCUGGCUGCCAAUGAUUUAAAUUUUGACGCUCUUGCCUCGGUACCUGUAACAGUCACAUGUACUGACGGAACGACACCUAUAACUGAGGAUUUCACUGUGGAAAUAUUUGAUGAGGAUCCAGUAUGGACCGGAUUACCGACUGCAACGCCAUACUCAACAUUGUCAGACGCGGAAACAGCGGCAGUAUCCUUGUAUACAUUCUCUGUGGCCGAUUCAGACGAUACUAUUAAUUGUGCAGUUGAUGCAGGAUCUGCUGAUGCAACGCAUUUUGAAGUCAGAGCGGGAACCCCACCAGAAUUUGAGAUAUGGUAUAGGGGUGCUCCACCGGCUUCUCUGAACUUUGAAACGGCCUCGUCUCAUGACGUCCCUAUAGUAUGCGAUGAUGGUGCAGCAUAUACCCAAACCGAGACCUACACAGUUAACCUCGAAAACACCCCACCGACGUUUGUGAAUCUUCCCGAUGCAUCACCGACAAUUUCCGAGUCAGUUACAACCAAGACAUCUUUAUUUACUGUUUCCGUGUCUGACACAACAGAGGCAGUUUGUUACUUGUCCGAUACUGUGACAGCUGCAGGCAUUGAACCUUUGGAGAAAGGAAAUGUUGCAUUACCUAUUACAGAAUAUAUUGUAUACGCUUGGCACAUGACCGGAUUUGAUGUUGAUGUACCACCAGGAACUAUAUUUAUUGACGUGACUUGCGGAGAUUCUGUUUCUACCGUCACAGAAAGACUCACAGUAACCAUACUUAACGCUGCCCCAGAGAUAUCCAAUCCUGGUGGAACCUACACUGUAUCAGAGGAAGAGGCCGAUCAGGUAACGCUAAAGACACUUAAUUUUGUGGAGUUCGAUGCUGCAGAUGUCACGUGCUCAAUGACAAACAAUGAUGGCGGUCCGUUUGAUGUUAGUGGUUUUCAAGUAAUAAAAACUGCUGGGGCUUUAGAUUUUGAGACAACUCCGUCUUACACGCUAGAAGUUACAUGCGAUGACGGCACAUUGUCAAUCACAGAUACUAUAACUGUCAACGUUGAGAACAUGGGACCUGAAAUUACCAACCUUCCAACGGCGGUAGAAAUACCUGAAGAACAGGUUGCCGAGGUAUCGCUUAUUGAAUUAACUCUUUCGGAGGAUGCCUUUGAUUGCAGCCAAGUAGCGCCAGUAGAGUCGGAAUUCGUCGUUAAAUAUGUUCCAGCAACAAGCUCAUGGUCAGUAUUUUAUGUGAGCCAAGCUGUGGCAGGAAAGGGGUUGAAUUACAAAGCUAAACCGUCCUAUGAUUUAACAAUAGUAUGCGAGGACGAUAGUGGCGCUCAAGGUGCUCAGAAGACGUUAACAAUCAAUGUUUUAGACAACGAAGCUCCAAACUUUGACAACAUUGGAGGUGAAACAACUACAAAGCAUGAAAUAAACGCCAAAGAUUACACUGCGGGCGAUACAGUGUUUACUGUGGAAGCUACAGAUCCUAGUACCCCGGCGGAUGACAUUACUUACAACCUGGUGUCAUGUGAACCCGCCGCCACCUGCAACUUUACAUUGACUCCAAAUGGGGAUAUCGUGACUAACGUUGAUUUACAUUCACAUCCACACGACACAUAUACUUUUACAAUACAGGCAGUUGAUGAGUACAACCCCGAUGCCCCUCCUGCCGAAUUAAUUCUCAAAAUAAAUGACAUCAACACCCCGCCAGUAUUCACAAAUCUCCCAAAGAAGGAUAAAGUCGGGGUAUUGAAAAACGAGCAUGCAGCAGGCGACACCGUUUUUACCAUGACAGUAGAUGACGUCGAUGCUCCUGACACGGACACUCUAACGUACCAUUGUGACUUUCCAGACGGCGGAGACGCAUAUUUCGAAUUGGUUCCUGACACUGGUGAGAUUAUCACUAAAGAUGUAAUAGACUAUGAAGAAAUGAGUAUACUCGGGCAGUUAGAAUACCGUGUUGAAUGUUACGUUAACGAUGGAUACGUUGAUUCUGACGUAGAGACGUUCACGUUGCGAAUUAAUGACGAUAAUGAACCGCCGGAAUUCCAGCAAUUGACAUGGCAAUUAACACAGCCUAACGAAGGCGGUCAUGGGACACAGGUAGGCUGCCCGGACUUUGAUGGGGACAUACUAGACGAAGAUAUUUACGAUGAUCAUAAAUAUAAAAUGGAUUGCGGAAACGGUGACGGCGUGUUUGUCAUUGACAAACAUACUGGCUGUAUAUCGAUGUUAAAGGAGUGGGACUUAGAUGUCGCACCAAGAAGGCAAGCUCAAGAUACUGUAACAUGUACAGUAACCGCAACAGAUAAAGAAGGACUAGAAACAACAACAACUGUCGUAAUAACCAUUGAGGAAUCAGACGACAAUAAGCCGUAUCACGACCAGACGUCAUAUCACUUCUGCGCAACUGAAGGCACCACUUCCGGUACGCUAGGAUCUGUGACCGCCACGGACAAGGAUGCGCAGGCAAAACACCGUCAACUUUCAUACUCCUUUAUCGGGGGUGGACCAUUUGGCGAUGACGGAAAUGGCGGACUAACAUAUGGUGACGUCAGCAGUUAUGCAAAGGGGACAACUUUUCAGAGCACGCUAAGAGUAACUGACGAAGCUGGCAACUUUGAUGACGCCCCUGUUACUGUAAUGAUUUGUGAUCCACCGACAUCAAGUGCUGCGGCAAGCUCGAGUUCGAGCUCUUCCUCUAGUUCCUCGUCCUCGACGUCCGACAUGCUCCUCUGGCUCAUACCCACAAUCCUCCUCUCUCUACUGGCACUUGGCGUGUUAGCUUACUGCCUGAGGAGAUUUUGUUGCCGAGGAGGUUGUGGUAGAUGCCGUCCGUGUCUGAAGUCAUCUGCAGUACGAACCAAGGUUGUACGACCGGUGCAACAAAUGCGUUUAGUUCAACGGCCUGUCCUCGUUCAGCGGCAAGUGGUGAAAAAGGUUGUGAAGCCGGUAAAACUUGUUCAAACACCUGUACAAAAGGUUGCCACACCUGUUGUGCAAACUGUUCAAAAGGUAGUGACACCGCCUCCAAAACCGGCUCAAAUGAUAAACGGCGAUUUAUUGAUGCAUAAUUAUUGGGCACGUGAAAAGGCCAAUCUUGGUCAAGAUAUUCCCCUAAAUAACAGCUCAUGGAUGAACUGACGACUUUUUUGAAACUAUGGUGUACAAGGAAGAACAUAAUUGUAUAAACACAUUUCUCAUGAAACAUUAACAUUGUGAUAUUGUAAUUAUUACAAUGAUACUACAUGUAUCUGCUAACUGACCACUAGUAGAUAUGUAAUUAAGCAUAAUUAUGUGUAUUUUUAUGAUUUUCAUACCGACCAUUAUUUAAAGGCACACUAUGCCUCAGACACAAAUAUUUUUUUCAAUCUUUAGAAGGGGCAAAUAUGAAUUUUAUCGUGUUUAAAUAUCGAUUUUAGAUCAUGAUAGAUGCUUAUCACCGAUGAGAGUAGCACUGCAAACAAAUUGUCAUAAAUGUUGCCAAAUGUAAACAAAGUUAUGUUAAAAUUCUAAAUUACUAUAAUUGCAUUAAUUUUCAGAAAGCCAUAGAAAUGAAACAAGGUUCUAGUAAUUGGUCAAUGAGAAACUUUAUGGAAACAAAAACAGGACAUCAAAAAUAAAAGGUUUUUCAGAAUGUAAAAUAAAAACAUUUCUGGAGCAUGAGUGGCCUGAAGUAUUACGACAAAUACGGAUCAUUAUGAAAUAGGGUCGAAGGUCGUUGAAUUUCGAAUUACUGAGGUUACUUAUCUAUCUGGUUGGAUGGACGAAUAAGUUAAUUCAUUUGAAAUUUAUUUAAAUCCGUUCCUUUGGUCAUUUAUUAUUUCUUUCGUUUAUGUAUUUGUUACGUGUGUGUACAUGUAUUUCUAGUUUAUGUUUAAGAACAUUAAUGUUCAAACAAAAGGUAAAAGAAAAAAAUAAAGAAAGGAAAUUUUAAUAACUCUACUUCGAGGCUAAUGGAAAUUAACUUGUUAGUUUUUAAUGCACUUUAAAUGAUUUAAUUUUCUUUUAAACAAAAAUGAAAAACCUAUGACUAUUUUGAUAUGACAGACUGGUUGUCACACCAACUAUUAUUGUGUCGGCAUGAUAACUAAAUAAACGUUGUUGCUGU